UCCAGGUCAGUCGACUUUGGAGCUACACGCCGGCAUAAUAGCAACAGCUUGCCCUCCAGCUAAACAUCCCGGGGUAAUGUAUUCUUUGUUAUCAAGCUUGACAUCUACUAAUUUUAGGCUACACAGCUUUAACAACGGACCUGCAUCAGACAAGGCUAUAAAGACAUCGCGAUAAUGGCUACUAAACAUCUUCUUUCACCGUUUCGAGAACAUCGUAACCUUCACAAAGCAACCCAAGCACACAAAGACCCUACCGGGAGCCGCGAUAGGAAUUCUAAAAACAGCCAUGCGAAGACUGUCUUGGAGGCAUCCAACAGCUGGGACCCCGCGAGCGCCAACCCAGACAAUACUCUGACAGAAGAAUCUCUGUAUACCGAACAGUUCUUCUCAGACAUGGCGAAAACAAUUAUCCAUUCAUUUCCAUUCAGGAAAUUCGCGAAACAACAUGGCUGCAAAGUUGAGGACGUUUUCCAUGCAGUCCGUGCCACGGUAGUUGAACCGCUUUCCAAACCGAUUUGUGCGAAGGCUGCGAGACACGCUGCUGCCGUUAGGGUCGCCCAUGCGACCAAAGCCACCGAGUCAACAAAGAGCAAAUGCAACGCUCCCACGUCAACUUCCAAUAAAUCACCAGAGCUUCGCCGUACGGCGAAGAGGCGCAAGACAAUGGCCCCCAGCGAACGACAGCUUGUGGAGCAGGAUAUCAGUGACGAUUGCAGACCUGCAGAAGCCAAAAUAGAGGGGAGCCGUCUUUUUCAUAAGAACUGACUAUCUGGAUAUUGGGCAAGUAGGUACAUCGAUCGACUAUUCUCGCGAUGUCGAGCAACCGAUACUAAUGCCUGAUGGAUGUUUUGCUUAAUGAGCCGGGAAUGCCAUUUAUUCUGCACUUCUGGAAUGUAAAUUAGCGUGCAGUUUCCUUGGUGUGGCGCUGACAUAGAUAAUAGAUUAAUCCCAUUCAUGGUCGACAUAAUGGAAUUGACGGGCUUUAAACUAACUUGUACCUGCAUUUACCCACUCCAUGUGUUCUUCAAUUAGGAGUACU
Messenger RNA from Aspergillus versicolor CBS 583.65, 1039 nucleotides. RefSeq lists its product as uncharacterized. Bases 175 to 765 code for a protein of 196 amino acids. NCBI's taxonomy places the organism in Eukaryota, Fungi, Ascomycota, Eurotiomycetes, Eurotiales, Aspergillaceae. The transcript has a single exon. The record is from RefSeq and is a predicted model, not a curated record.